This is a messenger RNA of Tigriopus californicus, 2536 nucleotides long. RefSeq names its product neprilysin-2-like. The coding region runs from base 146 to 2422 and encodes 758 amino acids. NCBI's taxonomy places the organism in Eukaryota, Metazoa, Arthropoda, Copepoda, Harpacticoida, Harpacticidae. Gene Ontology annotation, cellular component: plasma membrane. Gene Ontology annotation, biological process: protein processing. The record is from RefSeq and is a predicted model, not a curated record. Gene Ontology annotation, molecular function: metalloendopeptidase activity. The transcript is spliced from 9 exons.
ACGUUGUCGCACACUUUAAAGCUCCUUUGUAAGACUUGGAGGACACUAUGACAGGUUCAAAACGUUCGAUCAGGAAGAAAGAUCUUGAUCGGCUCAUUUUUAAUCAUAUACAUUUUCCAAACACUUCUUUUUGUUUGUUGUGAGAAUGGUCCAACCUAAAGGGAAUUCUCUUUUGGAUUUAAAUACCCACUCCGAACCUUCAAAUUUGCCUGAGAAAGCGACAUGGUGGAAGAAAUCAAAGAACGUGAUUCUAGUGCUGGUAUUUUUACUCAUGUCUGCUCUGUUGGGUGCUUUUGUGGUGAACACAGUUAUCAAUGGGAUUCUUGAAGAUUGGAUCGGGAUUAACCUUCGUUGGCAGCGAAUGUGCAUGUCUAAGGAGUGCGUCUCGGCGGCUCAUGAGCUAAUUGAAAAUAUGAAUGAUCAAGUCCAUCCUUGUGACGAUUUCUACGAUUUUGCGUGUUCCCAAUUUGUCACACGGGAGUGGAUUCCAGAUGACGCCCUUGAGGUUUCCCAAUUCUCUUUGACAGAAGACCAUGUCCACCUUCAGUUGCGAAAAAUAUUUGACGAAUACCUCCCAGGUCUGUCUACUGCACCAGCUAAUCUAACUUUGUGGCAUAACCAGGCUUGUAUGAAUGUGUCUCGGAUUUACGAAUUGGGACUAGACCCCUUGUUAGACACCAUCAAUGAAUUUGGAGGAUGGCCUAUAGUAAAACAACAGGGGGAAUUGCCUAGAUUUGAAGCGGAAUCUUCGUCUUUGGUAAACCUAUCGCGAGCCUUAUUUACCCAAGGCAUGGGAACAAAUUUUCUAUUCUCUCUCUACGUUGGACAAGACGUCAAAAAAACGGACGAGUACACUCUGUAUUUGGAUCAGCCUGAUUUUGGGCUCAAUGCCAAGUAUCUGAACUUGGGACGAAACCAUUCGUUUGUUCAAGCAUAUAGGGCAUUUUCUUCAGAGAUCGCCGAAUUUUUGGGAGCUGCCCAAGAUGGACCCCGGAAUAAGGCCAUUGAUGAAAUGCUGACAUUCGAAAUGAAUUUGUCCAACAUUUCGGCCUCUUGGGAGGAGAGGAGGGAUAAGAAAUUGCUCUACCAAAACAUAACCUUGCGCGAUCUUUCGGCCUUGUGUCCUGUUUGGGAUUGGACCUUCUUCGUCAACAGUUUGAAAUUGACUCCCACUCAACUGAAUGAAGACCAACAAAUAGUCGUCAUUGGCAAACCGUUCAUCAGCCAAUUGAAACCAUUACUUGCCAAAACCAAACCCACCACCAUCAAGAACUAUAUCCUCUGGAGGGCUAUCAAAUCUUGGGCCUCAAUCAUCGGUGGCAAAAUCCAGGCUAUAAUUGGAAAAUACCAUAGGGCUUUGGUUGGAGCUAAGGAGGCUAAACCACGUUGGAAAACGUGCUUGCAAGCUACCAGUGCAACUUUUCAACCCUUGUUGGGCAAAUUCUACGUCGAGAAAUUCUUUCAAAACAACACAAGCCGUGCCACCGCGAGUGAAAUGAUUUCCAGGAUAAAGGACACCUUCCAGAAUAAUUUGAGAAAAUUAGACUGGAUGGAUAAGAAAACCAAAUCCAGAGCAUUGGCAAAAUUGCGUCAUAUGGACGAAUUUGUUGGCUUCUCUGAUUUGAUUAAAAAUGAAACCAUAAUCAAAACCUUCAUACAAGGAUUGAAAUUAGAUCCUCAAGAGUUUUUCAACAACCAACGAAAAAUCAAUAAAUGGCGCAUUAAACAACGUUGGAUGAAGCUGGGCCAACGAUAUGGAGCAAUUGAUAGUUUGACGGAUGAGACCAUUACAGUUGUCAACGCCUACAACGAUCUUUUCGCCAAUUCCAUAAUUCUACCGGCAGGAAUUUUGCAGGGUGCGUUUUUCGAUGAUAUCCGACCGAAGUAUCUAAACUAUGGCAGCUUGGGCUUUAUCAUUGGUCACGAAAUUAUUCAUGGGUAUGAUAAUAUCGGCAAACAAUUUGACGAGCAAGGUAUGUUAGAUGAGUGGUGGGAUCCCGCCACCACUGAAGGCUUUGAUGAACGAGCCUCAUGCUUCGUCGAGCAAUACAGUCAAUUUCGAGUGGAAUCCUUAAAUGUAAGCUUAAAAGGCAAACAAAUUCAAGGGGAAGUGAUUGCCGAUAAUGGUGGAUUGGCUCAUGCUUACAAUGCAUAUGUUAAUUGGGUUGAGGAAAAUGGCGAGGAGGAAUCUCUGCCAGGGCUCAACCUAAGUGGUCGUCAGCUAUUCUGGACGGCAGCAGCAAAUGUUUGGUGCUCGAAGACUCGGGAACAAUUUCAAAGACAAAAUAUUGCUUUGGGUGUACACCCCCCUCCUAAGUUUCGUGUAAAUGGACCAUUGCAAAACUCUCCAGAAUUUGCCAAAGACUUCAACUGCCCAAGUGGAACUCCAAUGAACCCCUCCAAAAAAUGCAAAAUGUGGUGACUAACUACCACCAGUGAUUGAACAAUGCAUUAAAGAGAAAACGAAAAGCAAAUAUCAUUAACUACAAAAGUGAGAAAUGAUGAAUUGUGCCACAAAGUUUAUGUUGGUAAAUAA